AUGUUUUGGUCUGACUAUUGACAUCAUUUUUAAUAUUGAAUCAGAUUUUACAUUCAGUUACUACUCAGUACUCAAGUUGUUGUUUUUGAUCAAAUACUUUUUACUCAUACUUAAAUUAUUUCUAGGGAGCCGGUUAUUGGUUUGACUUGAGUAUAUAUAUGAUUUCAUUUUGCUUUUACUUGAGAACGAAUAUGGUUUCAUUCUGGCUUAAUUUCUGCGCUGGAAUUUGAGGUAGGGUUGUAGUUCUGACAAGGAGCCAACAGGUGGCGGCAUUUAACAAUCAUGACCCCAGAUUCAAGUCACAAACCAAAACCAAACUGUUUUCCUCUGAUUUGUCCUGCUGGCUGUACACAUAGGCUGUACAGAUCAUACAGAUGGAGUUUUUAAACAAAAGAAGAAGACAAUGUCAUCUGUGAUUGGCCUUUAGAAAAAAAGGAAGUGACGCACCUUUCUAGAACAAACUAUUAAGCGGGAUUGAAAACGUCCAUAAGUACCACCUGUUGAAACAGAAAACGAGUUAUAGAUUUAGAUAUUUUGCACGGAGAAGAAUACAUGAAGACCGUAUCAAGACGGAACUGAAAGGUUGUUUUUGUGAGUGUUUGAUAUUCAGCUAUGAAUCAGCUUCUGCAGGACGUUCUUGCAAGGGAAAGUUUACCACCAGGGGAGGAUGAAACUCAAAGGCCAGCUGUCCAGCAGCACAUUGAAAACACUGCUAAACCUGAAAUUACUGGACCGGUUCCAGCUCCUGACCCAAGCUGUGUGUCCAUGAAAAGUGACUGGUCCAUGCAGUCUCCUCCGUAUUUCAGUGCAUCUGUUCAUGAGAGAAAUCAUCAAAGAAAAGGUUUACUUUCCUUUCAACCAAAUAACAGUGACGGCCAUCUAAAGGGAUGUGAACCUCCUACAAAGAAGAGGAAACUGGACUGUUCAGACUGCACUGAACCUGAUCUCGAACCUGCAUUCAAAAAUAGUGAUUCACGCUCCAGAGAUGGACUCCAUGAUGCAAACCACAGAUUUGAAAAUGAGAGCAUGAGGUUUACCAGGCACCAAUCAACCCAGCAGCAUCUCAACUCCAUUUUUAUGGUUUUGGAGGAAAACAUUGUUGCUUUUGUGAAGAAUGAAUUGAGUCACAUUUCUAAGGCUGUGGCUUCAGGUUGCCCAGAAGACGGUCAAAGCAAUGUGAAGGAUGUGUCGAAGGGUGAGGAUGAAGAGCAGAAGAGGAGCAGCAGGGAGGCAGUUCUGAAACUUGCCAUGAACUUCCUGAGGACGAUGAAGCAGGAAAAGCUGGCUGACCUUCUACAAUAUGGGACUAGUGCUGCAGUUGGUCAACGUAAGCUUAAAACUAAGCUGAAAAAGAACUUCCACUGUGUGUUUGAAGGGAUUGCUAGAACAGGAAACCAAACCUGUCUGAAUCAGAUUUACACGGAGCUCUACGUCACAGCGUGCGGGAGAGCGUCAGUCAGCAAUCAACAUGAGUUCAUGCAGAUCGAAACCGUGAGCAGAAACCCAGACAAAGGAGAAACCAAAAUCACGCACGAACAAAUUUCUGAGAGUUCUCCUGAAAAACUUCGGCCAAUCAGAGCGGUGAUAACGAAGGGAGUGGCUGGCAUUGGCAAGACAGUCCUGACACAGAGGUUCGCUCUGGACUGGGCUGAAGACAAAACCAAACAGGAUGUCCACUUUGUGUUUCCAUUCAUGUUCAGAGAACUGAAUGUGCUGAAAGAGAAGAAGUUCAGUUUGAUGGGUCUUGUUCAUCACUUCUUUACUGAAACCAAAGAAAUCUGCGACUUUGAAAAGUUCCUGGUUGUUUUCAUCUUCGACGGUCUGGAUGAAUGCCGACUUCCUUUGGACUUUCACAAUGAGAUCCUGACGGAUGUGACGCAGUCUGCGUCAGUGGAUGUGCUGCUGACGAAUCUCAUUAGAGGGUACUUGCUUCCUUCUGCUCGCCUCUGGAUAACCACGCGUUCUGCAGCAGCCAAUCAGAUCCCUCCUGAGUGUGUUGACAUGGUGACAGAAGUCAGAGGGUUUGCCGAUCUGCAAAAGGAGCAUUAUUUCACUAAGAGAAUCAGGGAUGAGAAGAAGGCCUGGAGGAUCAUCUCCCACAUCAAAAAAACAAGAUCUCUCCACAUCAUGUGCCACAUCCCCAUUUUCUGCUGGAUCACAGCCACAGUUCUGGAGGAUGUGUUCAAAACCAGGGACAGAGAAAAGCUGCCAAAAACUCUGACUGAGAUGUACAUCCACUUCCUUGUGGUUCAGACCAAAGUAAAGAGCUUGAAGUAUGACGGAGAAGCUGGGUUGGAUCACUGGAGUCCAGAGAACAUAAAUAUGAUCAAGUCUUUGGGAAAACUGUCAUUUGAGCACCUGCAGAAAGGAAACUUAAUCUUUAAUAAAUCAGAUCUGGAAAAAUGUGGCAUUGACAUUCGAGCAGUCUCCAUUUCUUCAGGAGUGUUCACUCAGAUCUUCAAAGAGGAGAAGGGAGGUCUGCAUCAAAACAAGGUGUUCACUUUUGUGCAUCUGAGUGUUCAGGAGUUUCUAGCUGCUCUUUAUGUCCAUUUGAUGUUCUUCGACUCUGACGUCAAUCUUCUGGAAGAUGAGAACUCAUCUGAGUUUGAAGAUUUCUACCAGAGUGCUGUGAAUAUGACCCUCAAAAGUCCCAAUGGACAUCUUGACUUGUUCCUCCGCUUCCUCCUGGGCCUUUCACUGCAGAGCAAUCAGACUCUGCUGCAAGGCCUCCUGAGAAAGACGAGUGUCAGCACACAGACGGAUAUUAGCCCAAUUACCAUUGAAGUUACAAGAAAAUACAUCAAAAAGAAGCUAAAUGAAGGUCUUUCUGUAGACAAGAGCAUCAGUUUGCUUUACUGUCUGAAUGAACUGAAUAAUCAUUCCUUAGUGAAAAAGAUUCAAGAGUCUUUGGCCUCCGAGCAACUUUCCACAGAUGAGCUGUCACCUGCAGACUGGUCAGCACUCGCGUUCCUUUUACUGUCCUCAGAAAAAGACCUGGAUGUGUUUGAGCUGAAGAAAUACUCUGCUUCAGAAGAGGCUUUCUUCAGGCUGCUGCCUGUAGUGAAAGCAGCAAACAAAGCUCUGCUGAGUGGUUGUAACCUGUCAGAAGGAAGCUUUGAAUCGUUGUCCUCAGUGCUCAGCUCCCACUCAUCUGUCCUGAGAGAGCUUGACCUGAGUAACAACGACCUCAAGGACUCAGGAGUAAAUCAGCUGUCAGCUGGUCUCAAGAGUCCUUAUUGCAAACUGGAAAUACUCAGGUUGAGUCUCUGUAACCUCAACAAGAAGAGCUGUGAGAUGCUGUCCUUUGUGCUCAGCUCCAAAUCCUCUAUUCUGAGAGAAAUGGACCUGAGCAACAAUGACUUGGAGGAUGUGGGGGUGAAGCUGCUCUCUUCUGGACUGGAGAGUCCUCACUGCAAGCUCCAAAAACUCAGGCUGUCUGGCUGCUUGGUAACAGAGGAGGGAUGCAGGUCUCUGUUCUCAGCGCUGAGCUCCAACCCGUCCCAUCUGACAGAACUGGACCUGAGCUACAACCAUCCGGGAGAAGCAAUAGUGAAACUUUUCUCUGCAAAGCUGCAAGAUCAAAACUGGAAACUGGAUGUUUUAAGGAUGGAGCCUUUUGGAGAACAAUGGUUGAGACCCGGCCUGAGAAAAUAUUACUUUAAGCCCACAUUUGACCCAAACACUGUUAACAGACAGAUAAAACUGUCUGACAGUAGGGUCAUACAUGUGCGAGAGGACCAGUCAUAUCCUGACCACCCAGAGAGAUUUCAGGACUGUCCUCAGCUGCUGUGCAGUGAGGAUCUGACUGGUCGCCAUUACUGGGAGGUGGAAUGGAGCGGAUGGGUGGAUGUUUCAGUGAGUUACAGAGGAAUAAGCAGGAGAGUGGAGAGAGCAGACUGCAGGUUUGGUGGGAAUGAGCAGUCCUGGAGUCUGAGCUGUUCAGAUGGGGGUGGGUACUAUGUUUACCACCAGAAAAAAAGAUCAUUUGUCUCACACUCAUCCGCUGCGCCCAAGAAGGUAGUGGUGUAUCUGGAUUAUCCGGCUGGAAGUGUGUCGUUCUUCAGAGUCUGUGAUGAUGCUCUGAUUCACCUCUACACCUAUAAUACCACCUUUACUGAACUUCUGCGUCCGGGGAUCGGCUUUAGAUUCAGGCUCAGGUCCAACACUGAUUCCUUUGCAUCGUUAUGCUCCCUGUGAUUACAGUUUGCAAUGACUGACCCGACGGCUCAGUCUACUACAGCAUUAACUCCACCCACUAUGUAUUGAUUUAUAUUUGAUGUCUGUUUUAUUGUUUAUAUUUUUUAACUUUGAUAUUUUGUCUUUUAGUUUUUGUACUUGCUGCAGUGUCAAUUGCCCAUUUGGGACACAAACAAAUCUGAAUCUGAAUCAGCAAAUUAAUCUUUCACAGGACUGAAAUACAUACGAGUAUUAGGGCCACAAUAAGAAAAUGAAAAAAUAAAAUAAAGUCAUAGUAUUAUGAGAAUAAUUUUAUUCUUUUAGUACUAGAGCUUUAUUCUCGUAAAACUGACUAUUCUUUUACAAUUGUAUUCUUGCAAUGUGACUUCAUUCUCAUUAUUUCAUUAACUCUGUAGCCAUAGUUUAAAAUAGUAUCUUAAGUAAUAUUGAAAAUAUCAUCAGCAAAAGUAUGAAACGUGAUCAAAUCUAUUACAUUUAUUUUUAACAAGGUCAGCAGGUGAAACAGCUGGAAUACUUUGUGUUUUGCGUCCUGCCCUCUGGUGGACAUUAUGUUGAAAGACAUCAGAGCUGGAGAAAAAAAAAGUUUACUGUAUAAAUGAUCAAAGUGACAUUAUGUAGUUAGGGGAAAAAUCUAAAAAUCCCUUUAGAUUACUUUGUAAUUAAAUUAAUUUCUGUUUUUUGACCAGGCUUAAUCUUGUCCGGAUCACUGCACAAACAACUCUUCACCAGUUAAUACAGUAAAGUGUAAAGAAAAUGUAAGGAAUAAAUAAAAAUGUAAUUCUGUAGAAAUAUUUUCUCUGCCAUUUUAUAGUUUCGUUUUUUAGUUUUAUUUCCCAAAAUAAAUGCUUCAGCUGGAAUGAGCACACAUGUUGGUCAAUAAUAUUGAUUUAAUUCAAAUUACCAUGUAAAAGCAGAGUGGUUUUAUGCUAAAUUAAUGAUAAAUUUCUUUUGCAACAUGAGCAUCAAUCUGUUAUGUAACAAGAGCAAACAUAAUAUAGUGACUUUAAAUUAAAUUUUACAUGUAAUCACAUUCUGGCAGAAGCAAAUUCAGAACUGAAACGAGGCUCAUAAAGUGUUUAUAAAGAUUUAUUUAAGGACACUUUAGGCUUUUCAAUAUCCAGAAAAGCAGUUAAACAUAUUUACACUUAUUUACAUAAGGAUAAAGCUAUGUAAAAUGUUAAUACUUCCAUUUGAGUUCCCUUCUGCAAUGGUAAUGUUGAUUUAGUGGUUGAAACGUGUUGAUCUGCUGCAGAACUUAACUAAAAACAAUGUAACUGUGCCACUGUGGCUCAGUUACAUCAGAAAAGUUAUUAGAAAGUUAAAAUUAACUGAAGUAAAACUCACUUUUCUUAAUAUAAGAAACACAGAUACAGGUAGAAGUAGACAGUAUCACAAUAUUGAGUUUGAUAAUCACAUUGUGUCAAAAAUGUCACAUACAUUAAAAAUAAUUUUUUUUUUCUCAUUUUAGUGAAUUCUAAAAAUUACACCUCAACCCUUUUAGUCUAAAAAGAAAUCCCAAUUAAAUCAGUUAUUAUUCAAAAUUCAUUAAGAAAAUCCAAAUGUGUCAGUACUUGCAUGUCUAACGUACAUAAUGUCAUUAAAAUAACAUUUUCAGAUCUUCUUCCCUGCUGCAUUUUUUAUCCAACAGAUCAUCACAUGAAUGCCAUGUAACACUGUGCAAUAAAAACCAUUAUGUGCCUGUAAUUUCCCCCACAGACAGGAACAUGUGACAUCAUUAUAAAAACCUCCAGAUGUGCAAACUCAGCUCAGAUUCAGAUGCAGGACUGAUCCAUAACAGACUUUACCAUCUUCAAGGAACACACACAUUUUUUUUUUUGGCAAGCAAAACGUUUUGUUGACACCUAAGUCAUCCAUCUGUCAGUUUACUUUUACAUUGCAACCUAAAAAGAGCUCAAAUGCAAUUAAAACAUGAAUCUAAAACUCAGAUUUGUCUUACUAUGAAAGAACAUUGGGUCAUAAGGUGUAAUUGUGUUUUAAGUAGAGGAAAAUUUCCACAGAAUAGCUGAACUCAUAAAAUUAUUGGAGAAAAGUAAAAGCAACAUGGAUGAUCUUGAAUAACCUUUUGCAGUUUUUCCUUCAUUUUUACUUUUUGACACUUUUUAUCAAACUUAUUGAACAAGUUUGUCCAGCCAGGCAAAACUAAUGUGUCCUAUGUUUCAGUUCAUGCACUCCAGCCAAUUAAACUUUCUCAAAGACCUUCAGGCUACACUUGGCCUCCAUAAAUGUAUUUUUAUCGUCACUUAAUAAUUUACUAAAUUGUGCAACAAUUCUUUGUGCAAUUUCUUUUCUUCUUUGCUGUUACAGCCGCUCAUUCAUUGAUUAUUUAAACAUCAGAGUAUCCCAUUUGCAACAAAUUUGUUAAGAAAUAAUUAAAAAUAAUUU
Messenger RNA from Xiphophorus couchianus (Monterrey platyfish), 6600 nucleotides. Its product is annotated as NACHT, LRR and PYD domains-containing protein 3-like. The transcript has 13 exons. Bases 613 to 4197 code for a protein of 1194 amino acids. NCBI's taxonomy places the organism in Eukaryota, Metazoa, Chordata, Actinopteri, Cyprinodontiformes, Poeciliidae. Gene Ontology annotation, molecular function: protein binding. The record is from RefSeq and is a predicted model, not a curated record.